Molecule: messenger RNA, 1323 nt
Organism: Caretta caretta (loggerhead turtle)
Lineage: Eukaryota; Metazoa; Chordata; Testudines; Cheloniidae
Source: RefSeq, a predicted model, not a curated record
CGGGGCGCUGGGGAGGUCCCGGCUCUCCCGUGACGGGGCGCGGAGCCCAGGCCGCGGGCGCUAUGGGGGUGUCUCGGCCCGUCCCGGUCCCUCCCUCGCUCCCGCCUCUCCCCGUCACGGGGGGCGGGCCGGGCCGGCCGGGCGAUGUCGGCUGCAGCGGAUGCGGCCGCGGCCGGGCCGGAGGCGCUGGGCCCGGCCAACUCCCCCUGGGUCUCCGCUGGCGGGCUGGCGCCGGGCCCCGGCUCCCCCGCGCUCUGCUGGGCCGCGCUGCUCGCCUGCCUCAGCCUGGCCUGCGCCUACGUGGGCAGCCUCUACGUGUGGAACAGCCACCUGCCCCGGAGAUAAUGCGGCCCUCUUCUUAUUUACAAUGUCACCAGAAAGUGAGAACAGGCAUUUGCAUGGCACUUUUGUAGCUGGCAUUGCAAGAGACCACCCGGCCGUGAUCAAGCGGCGAUUUACCAGCGUUCUGAUCGUCUCCGGCCUCUCGCCACUCUUCGUCUGGCUCUGGAAGGAGCUGACAGGCAUUAAGCCAGGUAUAUCCCUGCUAGUUCUGCUGGGCUUCCGACUGGAGGGCAUUGUGCCAGCGACUCUACUGCCCUUGUUGCUCACUAUGGUCCUGUUCCUUGGGCCCCUCAUUCAGCUCUCGAUGGACUGUCCCUGGGACUGGGUUGAUGGACUGAAGGUCAUGUUUGACCCCCACUUCUGGGUGCUGUGCCUGAGCGACAUGCGCUGGCUCCGCAACCAGGUGAUCGCACCCCUGACAGAGGAGCUGGUGUUCCGGGCCUGUAUGCUGCCCAUGCUUAUCCCUUGCACCGGCCUGGGGCCAGCCAUCUUCACCUGCCCGCUCUUCUUUGGUGUCGCUCACUUCCACCAUGUUAUUGAGCAGCUACGGUUCCGCCAGGGCAGCACAGCCAGCAUCUUCCUGUCGGCAGCUUUCCAGUUCUCAUACACAGCUGUUUUCGGGGCCUACACAGCAUUCAUCUUCAUUAGGACAGGACACCUGAUUGGCCCUGUGUUGUGCCACUCCUUCUGCAACUACAUUGGCUUCCCUGCCAUCUGUGCUGUCCUGGAGCAUCCCCAGCGCCUCACUGUUGUCAUCUUCUAUGUGCUGGGCAUGGUGCUCUUCCUCCUGCUCCUGCUCCCCAUGACUGACCCAGCUUUCUUUGGAGACAUCCCUAUUUGCUCUCUGCCUGCAGCCAGCUCCGGCUUCUCUGUGUGUUCCUGACAUCUGGGGCACGGGUUUCAGACCCGACAACACCCCCUGCACCCUCCCACUGAGAGCAAGAGAUAUAUUUUUUUAUUAUUAAAGUACUUUGGAAGGUG